AUGCGUUUGCAGUCGUAUUUCGUCGCGGCUCUCGCUGCUUCGCCAGUCGCGGCCCUGUGGCCCAUCCCCAUCGAAAUCUCCACUGGCAACAAGACCCUCUUCAUCGACAAGACCAUCAAGAUCACCUAUAAUGACGCACCUCUCGCCUACCAGCCCGGCUACAGCCCACCUGCCGGCAGCAACUUUACCUCCAAGAACAUUGUCCAGGGCGCCCUUGCGCGCUCUCUGAAGGCCAUCUUUGACGAUGGCUACGUGCCCUGGAUGCUGCAUAAGCCUGGGUCUGACUUUGAACCGAAGUGCGGCCCGACCACCCGCAACCGCGUGCAAUCGCUCACCAUCACCCAGACUGGCAAGGAUGAUGUCCACACGUACAAGCCGCUGGCCGGCCAGCGCGAUGAGUCCUAUUCACUCAACGUUACCAUCGACGGCCGGGCCAGCAUCCAGGCAAACUCCUCCAUCGGUGUGAUGCGCGGCCUCGAGACCUUCUCACAGCUCUUUUUCAAGCACUCGGCCGGUGGUGCCUGGUACACUACCCGGGCCCCUGUCAUCAUCGCGGACGCGCCCAAGUUCCCGCACCGUGGCAUGGUGCUCGAUGUUAGCCGCCACUGGUUCGCAGUUGAGGAUAUCAAGCACACAAUUGAUGCCCUCGCCAUGACCAAGAUGAAUGUGCUGCAUUUGCACAUGACCGACACCCAGUCCUGGCCCCUGGAGAUCCCAGCCUUGCCACUGCUCGCCGAGCGCCACGCGUACAGCAAGGGCCUGACCUAUUCGCCAGCUGUCAUAGCUGAUCUGCAUGAAUACGGCGUCCACCGCGGCGUGCAGGUGAUUGUCGAAAUCGAUAUGCCUGGUCAUGUUGGUAUUGAGCAUGCCUACCCCGGCCUGUCUGUGGCCUACAAUGAGCGUCCGUACACGCAGUACUGCGCGCAACCCCCCUGCGGGUCCUUGCGCCUCGGCAACACAAAGGUUGAAGAAUUUUUGGAUAAGCUGUUUGAGGAUCUUCUGCCGCGUCUGUCACCGUACACGGCCUACUUCCAUACUGGCGGCGACGAGUACAAGGCAAACAACUCGCUUCUGGACCCCGACCUGAAGACAAACGACGUGUCCAUCUUGCAGCCGCUGCUGCAGCGCUUUUUGGACCACGCGCAUAAGAAAAUCCGCGACUUUGGGCUUGUGCCCAUGGUUUGGGAGGAGAUGAUCAACGAGUGGAACGCGACCCUCGGCAAGGAUGUGGUCGUGCAGUCGUGGUUGGCGCAGGACGGGAUCAAGAAGCUGGCCGAGUCUGGUCACAAGGUGGUUGUCAGCAGCUCUGAUGCCUAUUACCUCGACUGUGGUCGUGGCCAAUUCAUCGACUACGAAAACGGCCCUGCCUUUCAGCGCGCCUACCCUUUCACCGACUGGUGUGCGCCCACCAAGAACUGGCGCCUCAUUUACGCGCAAGACCCUCGUGCCGGCAUCUCCGGCGAUGCGGCCGCCAACGUCCUUGGCGGCGAGGUUGCCGUCUGGACGGAAACCAUUGACGCCACCAGCCUCGACACCAUUGUCUGGCCGCGCGCCGCCGCGGCGGGCGAGAGCUUGUGGUCUAGUCGGUAUGAGUCUGAUGGUAAGAAUAGGUCCAUGUACGAUGUGCGUCCGCGUCUGUCCGAGAUGCGCGAGCGAAUGCUCGCCCGCGGCGUGCGAGGGGCUCCGAUCACGCAGCUGUGGUGCGAUCAGGCGGACACGCUCGACUGCACAAACGAGUAG
Messenger RNA from Beauveria bassiana ARSEF 2860, 1740 nucleotides. RefSeq names its product Glycoside hydrolase, family 20. Gene Ontology annotation, molecular function: beta-N-acetylhexosaminidase activity. The transcript has 3 exons. Gene Ontology annotation, cellular component: membrane. Gene Ontology annotation, biological process: glycosaminoglycan metabolic process; carbohydrate metabolic process. Lineage: Eukaryota; Fungi; Ascomycota; Sordariomycetes; Hypocreales; Cordycipitaceae. The record is from RefSeq and is a predicted model, not a curated record. The coding region runs from base 1 to 1740 and encodes 579 amino acids.